This is a messenger RNA of Microthlaspi erraticum, 567 nucleotides long. Lineage: Eukaryota; Viridiplantae; Streptophyta; Magnoliopsida; Brassicales; Brassicaceae. The record is from the annotation of a GenBank genome assembly.
AUGGAGCCACCUCCGGGAAGAUCGAAACGUCUCCAUAACUUCACCUUACCUUAUCUCCGUUGGGGUCAACAGAAAUUCCUCAGAUGCGUCAAUCUACCACCAUCAAAUUCACAACAACACCACCGAUCUCAACAUUUCCCUUCUUCUUCUUCGUCUCCCGAUCAAAACAGAUCCGUCGCCAUUGCUGGAGUUUCAAACGAGAAGCUUAGAAAUGGAGCGAAGAGCGGUGAGGUAGUCGAGGCGGCUGCUCCGCCGUGGAAUCUGAGGACGAGAAGAGCUUUGUGUAGUGAGCCCGGAGACGAAUCGCCGACGAAGAUCGCCGGAAAUGAAAUUGGCGUGAAGAAUGACGAAAUUGAGAAGAACGAGAAACUGAAAUUCUCGGUUUCGUUGCUGAAAGAGGAAAUUGAAGACGAUUUCUCAAUUAUAAUUGGGAAAAGACCUCCGAGGAGACCUAAGAAGAGACCGAGAAUUGUUCAGAAGAAAUUGAAUACGAUUUUUCCUGGAAUGUGGUUGGCAGAAGAAGUAACAACAGAUGCAUAUAAUGUGCCUGAAGCUGUGGAAACGUGA